CAUCAAAUGAGCUGUAUGCAAAGUGUAAACGCAUUACUUAAUACUAUCUAUUUUUAACAUUUUUGAUCUUCUUAUAUAGUAUUUUUAAUUAUCAUUUUACGGUUCCAUGAUAAUUUUAAAGCAGUGAACUCUGUACUAGAAAUCUUUCCCUAAGAAAGCUGAUGGGGAGCGAAUUUUAGAAAUUCCUCUUCGAUAUUUCCGCGGAAUUUAACUUGUAUCCCCUCACGCUAGAAUCUAGGGCUUUGUUGCUACGUUUCAAGUGCUGAAGGAUGGUCAGUGAUACCCGAACUUCCAGAAAUAGCAAGGACGAAGGAUAUGGUCCUAAUUUAAAUUGGAAAGCGGCUUUAAGAAAGGAGGCGCCCAUGCGAAGCUUGGGAGAAUCUCAAGGUUCAGGUGCAAGAAGAUCAGCUAGAGAAGCAUCAGAUUCCCCCAUACAAAUGGCGCCAAGUCCUCACAGCAUGCAGAAAUCCCAGCGUCUUGAGGAGGGGACCCCGCCUUCUACUCCUUCAACAAAGCGGAAAUCCGAGAGACUGGAAAAGAGUAACACUCCAAGCCCUGUCAGAGAUGUGAGGAGGUCCAUCAGGAGUAAGAACGAACUUUCACCUGAUGAUUCUUCUGGGUCAAGUAAAUCUGCAGAAAGAUUUAGUCCGCUGGACUCGAAGAGAAAGAAGCAGAAGAACUUGAUUCAGGUGACACUGGAAUCUGAAAAGGCCGAAAUCGACCCGGAAGUCGGCACGAAGAGAAAGAAGAUGAAUGCUCGGUCUUUCAUGGCCAUGUUCAAAAGGCAGCGCAUCAAGAUUGCGUCGGAUGGUGAUGGGGUGCUGGAAGGACGGGAUAAAUUGUCUAAUGUUUACAGUGACAAUAACGACGGCAUUGGCUUGGAACGGAUGGGAAAUGGAGCGGUUAAUACUGAUAAGAGCAGUAGAAGGGUAGUGGGUGAUUCGAGAGAUCCAAUCAUUGAUAUCGAUAAAGCUUCUGGUGGACCUCUUCAGAAGUCAUGUCCAAAAGACCAUUAUGAAGACAUCCAAGAUAAUGUCAAUAUGGCUUCUAGCCGUAGGGACAAUGUUCUGGAUGAACCUUUGUCAAAUCGUUCCACUACUAUUUUGAGUUUCAGAGAAACGUACGUUUGUCCAAAAAGAUUGCCGACAAAUCGUUCUUCUGAGAAUAGGGAUGCUUCCAAAUCCGAAAAUUCAACUUGCUUGGGGAAAACAGGAGAUGAUUCUGAAUGUUCCAGUAUUGAUAAGAGAAGCACACAAUUGAAAGAGGAUAAUCCUUCACCAUCACCUACUCUGGACACUCUUGUCCUCUGCUCUGAGAUCAAAAGGUCUGAAGGCAUGUCAGGGGGAAGAAGUGUAUCAUCUGAUGAGCAGACAGCUCUCGACAGUUCUUUGCAAGAGCUAUGCCGAGUUCUUAAAUUUUCGGAGGAUGUCAUUAUUAAAGCAUCGAGAUUUUUGGAAUAUGUCAUCAAAAAUAAGAAAGUCAACAGUGACUCACAAUCACUCGUGCAGGCUCUUCAAAUUUCUCUGUGUUGGAUUGUCACGAAAACAAAGAUUGACAAGAAGGAAUCUCUCAUGCUAGCCAAAGAGCAUCUAAGCUAUCAAUGCACUGAAGAACAAGCGCGUUCGGUUUAUUUAAUCCUCAAGAAGAUGUAUUCCAAGUACAAAAAUAAAAUCAUCAACUCAGAACGAUACUUCGCUGUGGAAAGCAUCAAUAAGGAGGAAAUUGCUGCUGCAGGAAACACCAGGAAAUUGCAGAGAAAGAUUAGAAAGCGUAGGAAGAGACUUAUACGGGGUCAUGAACUAGAGCUUCAGGAGUUACAUGAGAAGUGGGACAAGGAAAAGAUAAAACUCGAGACGGAUCACAAACUGGAGUCGGCUUUUAUUCGAACCGUGCACGGUCAGAGCGUGAUAGGGAUGGACAAACUCAAGCUAUUGAAUUCUGACUUCAACAUGAAAAUGGAGGAGCUCAUUUCGCGAAGGGAUCUAGAGCUUAAAGCUUUGGAGGCACGACAGUUGGAAGAAAUCAAUUUGGUGGAGGCCAAAGCAAAAGCCUACUUGAGUGGCCCAGCUUCUGUUGGUGAGCUGCAGUCGCUUGCUCCUCAACCUGAGGAGCAUGCUGGUGAAGACUUUCAGCCAUGCGGACAAUCUGACGAGGCAAUAGGCUGUGAGACUCGUGUUGAGAAUCCGGAAACUGUUUCUGCUCAAAAUGAAGAUGGGGGGAAUGUUAGUCAACCAAAGCAAACAGGUGAUGAUGACGAAGCCGCCUUUUUGAAUCCACCUGCUUCUGUGGAACGGGUUUCCGAUUCUUUGGUGGAUGAGAGAAACGGGCCUGAUGAGGUCUCCAGUGGGGAUUCACAAGGCCUGAAACUGCAGCUUGUCCAAUCAAAGGAAAAUGCUUCACUGGCAGAUUGUGGCAACACGCCGUCACAGCAAGUGCAACAAGAUACAACGAACCAUAUGGAAAAUCAAACUACUUUGCAGGAUCAACCAGAACCGAUCGACACUGUAAACCCUGUACUACCGAAUCAUGAAGAAGCUCCUAAGGCUGAUGAAUAUGUAAUCCAUGUACCGUCAGAUCACGAAACUGUGACCCGUGAGCCCACGGAUGACGAAACUGUUACCCGUGAGCCUACGGGCACUAAAACUGUGACCUGUGAGCCUACUGAUAAUGAAACUGUGACCAUUGUGCCAACAGGCACUGAAACUUUGACCUGUGAGCCGACGGAUAAUGAAAUUGUGACCCAUGAGCCUACGGGCACUAAAACUGUGACCCGUGAGUCUACUGAUGAAACCGUGACCCGUGAGCCUACUGAUAAUGAAACUCUGACCCAUGUGCCAACGGGAGCUGAAACUGUGACCCGUGAGCCUACUGAUAAUGAAACUGUGAUCCAUAUGCCAACGGGCACUGAAACUGUGGUCCGUGAGCCUACUGAUAAUGAAACUGUGGCCCAUGUCCCAACGGGCACUGAAACUGUGACCUGUGUACCGUCAGAUCAUGAGACUAUGGCUCGAAUACCUUCGGAUCAUGAAACUGCGGCCCGUAUAACGUCAGAUCAGGCAACUGUGGCCCAGUUACCAUCAAAUCCUGGACAAAAUGCUGUAGUAGCAGCUGUUUCUGAGAAUGAUGUAACCACACCCUCCCAGGUAGUGGUGAGUACUGCUGAAUGGUCAAAUGAAGCUUUUUUUCAGCUUGGGUCUGACGCGAGCCAUUCUGAGGGGCCCAACUACCUUGUCCAUCCAAGCCAUCAACUUGCUUACACGAGUUCACCUCCAUCUUCAUCUAUUGACCCACUUCAAAUUGAGAUUGAUAACCUACGUAAAGAAGCUGAACAACUGGAUAAACACCAUAGAGAAUUGGUAUUACGGCUGCAACAUGAUUGUGAGAAGGAGAUCCAGGAGAUCAUUAAUCAAGUUCGAAAUAAGUACAACACAAAGCUUCAGGAGGCUGUGACUGAACUUAGAUCUAAAAGGAAUGAACUUGAGAAGAAUCAGAACAAAGUUGUUAUGAAUAAACUAUUGGCUGCAGCUUUUAGAUCAAAGUACUGGAACCCGAAGUCUACUUUCAUUCCGGGUAUGCGACGUUUAUUUGCAAUGCUUUCUAUUUUCCUCUCCUCAUGGCUAUCAUUUUAUUUCAUUUUUACGUCCCGUCCAGUCCAGGCCGUCCACAACACCGCGGCCCUCUUCUCCGCUCGGCCACCGCUCGUCAUUGGCACCGUCACGCCGUCCUCUUGCGGGGCCCACCGCCCGAGCGGCGGCGGCGAAAUCCGCUCGGCAGCCCCGCACCUCCAGCCCUUCAGGCCACCGCCGCCGCCGUUGGCCUUUGCUAAUCUUCCCGCAUCCGGCAAUAUGUCUCGACCAACAGGUGGCAGUUUGGAGUCGUUUGACCUGGGAAUCAUCCGGAACAUUCCGCAACCGCCUGUUAACCAAGCUGCUGCUGCUGUUGGGGCUGGGAUCGAUGACGUUGGUGAUGAAUUGACGACUGCUAUUGCAUAUUCAUUUGUAACGUACUAUGCGAGUGAAGGUGAAAGAAAAGCAUGCACUGUGACGAAUAAGGUCGUUUCA
Striga asiatica is the source of this 4061-nucleotide messenger RNA. The record is from the annotation of a GenBank genome assembly. Lineage: Eukaryota; Viridiplantae; Streptophyta; Magnoliopsida; Lamiales; Orobanchaceae.